AAGUUCAGUUCUUCUUAUCUAGAGUUGCGACAAGUGUACUUAUAUACAUACAUAAGUGUUGAAUUAUCGGAAAGCAGUUCUAUUUGAUAAUUGUUGCGCUGCACUUUAUUGCAAUACCGGGGAAAGUUCAGUAACUAAUAAUGGCCACGAGUUGUGCUCAAACACUUGCUCUACAGAGUAAUUCCAGUGGGCUGAACCGCUUCAAGGAGAAAUUAGUGGCGAAACUGCUUAGCUUCUACGACGAGCAGUCUCUAAUCGAUGUGACAUUUGAAGUUUCAAACCCAACGGCUGUUGUACCCGCGCAUCGUUUGAUACUCGCUGCAGCGAGUCCCUACUUCGAGAACCUUUUCAAUGGCGAGCAAGGCAAUAAUCCCGACAUCGAGAUGAAUGAUAUCGAUAGCGAUAUUUUUGAGCGUCUAAUAACCUUUUGUUACACCGGAGAGGCCCUCAUUACCGUUAACAAUGUCGGUGCCAUGCUAAAGGGGGCACUCAUUUUGCAAUUGGAUGAUGUCAUAAAUAGUUGUGUGGACUGCCUUAUGACAAAUAUCAAAGAACACACAUUACAGGCUGCUUACACGCUUGAGCGAGAAACCCAAUGUGAACGCCUUAAGCAAAAACUCAUUGAAUACGAAAAAAACUUCAUGGAGAUCAGUCGACGCGAUGAGUUUCUGAGUUUUGAUGCAGAAAAAUUGCAACAUAUUCUGGAAUCUGACAAUUUGAAUAUAACUCGUGAGGAAGAUGCCUACGAUGCCAUAAAACGCUGGUUCAAUUACGAUGUUUCUGCACGUCAAGAGGCACUGCCACUUUUAAUAGCUUGUCUCCGGCUUACCCAAUUCGAUGCGGACUUUCUGUGGACACACAUACAGCCGUUACCUGGUUGUGAGCUGCUGGCCUUCAAGGCGAUAUCAUGGAUCAGAGAUCCUGAAAAACGAGCAAAGAUAAAUAUGCGAUUCACAGAACCACGUGCUACGUGUGAGAAAACAUUCCUGGCGUUUUGCCACUCCGAGAUGAAUAAAAAUCUGGUCCAAUAUAACAAAGCUGAGGAUAAGUGGCAAGAAUAUGCGAGUUUAGAAAUCGAUUACACGUAUUAUUGUAUGAUUUUAAAGGAUGAUAAUUUAAUAUUUAUUGGCGGUUGUAAAAGUGGUAUCACAUCCAACAUCGUCCGCAGCUUGAAUAUACGAAAUAAAACAUGGGAAAAUUUUCCCGCCAUGAAGCAAGCAAGAUGCGGUCUUUGUGUUGUCGCAUUAGAUGAUAAAAUCUACGCGAUUGGUGGUUUAGAGGAUAAAAAGGUUUUGUCGUCGGUGGAAAGAUAUACGCCAUCCGAUGGUUGGGAGUCCGUGAGCAGUUUGAUUGAUGAAAGACAUAGAGCCGGAGCAGUGGCUUUAAAUAACAAAAUUUAUAUAGUGGGCGGUAAAAAUACUAAUAGAGACUUAAAACUCGUCGAAUGCUACAAUCCGGAUUCGAAUACUUGGACUUCUUGCGCGAAUAUGAAUGAAUGUCGUGAUUUUCCUUUUGUAAAAGUACAUAAGGGUCAUAUUUAUGUUUUAGACACGUAUUCUGCUAAGAGUAGACAAAAUGUUGAACGUUAUGAUCCUCAGCGAAACACCUGGUCUAAGAUUUGUUGUUUGAAUGCUGACUGGGCUCGUAUUGCAGGCAUGUUGUUGGACAAUAAGCUAUGGUUUAUUGGCCGCCCUAAAUCUGACGACUUGUCAAGUGUGUCAGUAUAUGACGAGGCUAAUGACCGUUGGGUAAAAAAGUGUUCAUUCUCCAAUGUAAACGGAUAUUUCCGUUGUAUUGUGCCUGUAGCCUUACUAUUGUCGAAAUGAAUAAAUAAUAUUAUUAUAUAUA
Bactrocera neohumeralis is the source of this 1848-nucleotide messenger RNA. RefSeq names its product kelch-like protein 1. The record is from RefSeq and is a predicted model, not a curated record. Gene Ontology annotation, molecular function: protein binding. NCBI's taxonomy places the organism in Eukaryota, Metazoa, Arthropoda, Insecta, Diptera, Tephritidae.